AAGAUGGUCUCAACAAGGCAAAUGACUGGUGCUACAUCAGAAGAAUCCAACCUACAUCUUUGUCGUACAGUACCGACAUCAUCGACUUCUAAUGUGUCCCCGAACGUCGUGACGAUCACGUCCACCGUGAAUACUAAAGCGGCUUGCCCACAACAAAUCCACCAGCCGUCGUCUCUUACUUCAUACGGGGCCGUGUCUUCCUGUUCCAGUAAUAGUUUGAGCAACGUUGGCUCGUAUGUCCUUUCAAAUGAUCAACAAGUUCACCAGCGUCAAGAUAUAAACCUUAUGGACUUGCCGACUGAGAUAUUGGGGCACAUAUUUUCAUUCGUAGGGUAUAAAAAAAUAGCCCACAUGCGAGUGAUAUCUCGCCAAAUGAAUAAAGUAUGCUGUUCAAUUUUGAAUUCAACAUUUCAAAAACUACAAAAUCAAAUGCAUGCAAGGUUUCAAACAGUAAAAGCUAAAAUGCCGCGCAGAGAAUCUGCCCGAAGAAAUCAUCCAUUAGCUUGCGAAUGUGAUAUCCUAGAGACAUGCUAUAUGCGCCUAUCAUUACUACAAAUGACAUUUGGCAAACAUAUCGAAAGGAAGCAUUGCUGUUUUUUCCCUGGUGGGAUUCUAGAUGAGGUGUAUUCGGUGUUAAAUUACAUUCGUACAUCACCAUCCUUGGAUCGACCCUUCAAAGUGACGGAUGAGCUAUUUGAUCUCUCCACAAUGGCUAUGGAAUAUUUCAAGGAGCACAUAGAGCCAAAUUUACCUGACAUUGCAUAUUUCACUAAUAGUACAAAAUCUUUUGCGGCCCUGGAAACGUCAUCGUCAAUCCUCUCCCGCGAUACAUCACAUUCUAAUACAUCGUCCCCUCCUCAAAGCAAUAUGGUGCUGCGGAAAGGCAUACGUAAGAUCAAGCAAGGCAUGAAACGGUACAAUAAUCAGUUGACGGUUUUACGCAGUGAAUUGCGUACUUGUAAACGAAAAGCAACCGAACAGGCCAAAACAAUAACGGAACAACAAAAACUGUUAGCCGAACAACAAAAACAAACACUUGAAUUUGCUAAUAGACUUGAUGAAACCGAUAAAAAGAAUGAUGAACUCUCUAGAAAAUUUUCAACGGUUCUACAGGAAUUGAAUAAAUGCAAAACUGAGCUACAAUAUUGGCGUUCAAAAAGCCCAGCAACAACGAACACAUACGGGCAAGCAGUUCCUUCGUAUGAGCUGCAGACCCUGGGUAGCCAAAGUAUGGUAUCGUAUGACAUCGAUUUAUUAUCCAUCGGUAUUGGUCGUAAUGUUGCUACUGGAAAUGCAGAAGAUAAUAGGAAAAAAGACGACCCAGGACAAAAUAAGGAUAAACUCGAACAUAAUUCUCAAUUGCUGAGAGCGAAAGGAGCGGAGUCGCUUGUGCUUUCGGAACCUGCAGAACUACUUCCCCCCGCAAUGUUGACGAAGCCAGGAUUGAAGAGGAAAUUGGAGUGUGUAACAGCGACGACAGAAAACUACAAUAGUGAUGGCACUAAUGACAAGGAUUCAGCACGUUUGGAUGGGCUGGUGUGUCUUAAUCCCCCAUUUGCAUCGGCAUCACUUGCAGCAUCCUAUUCAUCGUCAACUUCAUCAUCAGCAAUGCACGCAUCGGCGGCACUGUCAUGUCCAGAUGAUGGAAGUAUGGUCAUGUCGUCCGUACCGUUGCCUUUGGUAGACAACAAAAUGACGUCUAGUAGUACUGAAAAUUCUGCGGGUUUCGGCAUAGUGUAUUGCAGUACCGACACAUCGGGAGAGAUGAAUGAAAUGCAAAAUUUUACCAGCACAACGCAUGAUGAUAGUUCUUAUGAAACAAGCUUGCCCUUUGCCUCAGUAAAAACCGUUUUCAACAACACAAAAGCCAUUCACCAACCCAAUACCAAUCACACUUUGAAUCAGAAUAGUGAUAGCAGUAACAAUAGUAGUAGCUUUAGUAGUAACGUUGAUAGCAAAAAUGAUAGCACUAGUAACGAUAAUAACGCUAAUAUUCAUAUUAAAAAAAUACGAAGAGUACAAAACAAAGCUAGAUCACAAAGUUAUAAUAGAAACAGUAAUCUUAAUGCAACAGUAACCACGCAUACUAAAACCACCAGAAGCAAGCAGUUGGAUAAACAAAUCGGAAAUUAG
Molecule: messenger RNA, 2133 nt
Organism: Anopheles marshallii
Lineage: Eukaryota; Metazoa; Arthropoda; Insecta; Diptera; Culicidae
Gene: dmpd
Exons: 7
Coding region: 4-2133 (709 amino acids)
Biological process (GO): positive regulation of DNA-templated transcription
Cellular component (GO): nucleus
Molecular function (GO): protein binding; transcription coactivator activity
Source: RefSeq, a predicted model, not a curated record